CUCAAACUCUUCAAUAACAAUACUUUUAACCAAGUCUUAAGAAAUGGUUUCUUCUUCUUCAACCAAGUUUGUUCUGUUCUUAGCUUGUCUCUUCAUGUUCACAUUCUCAAACAACCUCGUCGCGGCUGAAGAAUCUGAUGACAAAGUGAAGCUUAAUCUUUACUACGAAUCACUUUGUCCCUAUUGUCAAAACUUCAUCGUUAAUGAUCUUGGUAAAAUCUUUGACACCGAUCUCUACACUAUCACCGAUCUCAAGCUUUUUCCAUUUGGUAACGCUCAUGUCUCCACAAAUCUGACUAUAACUUGCCAGCAUGGUGAAGAGGAAUGCAAACUAAACGCUCUUGAAGCUUGUGCUAUAAGAACUUGGCCUAACCCGAAACUGCACUACAAGUUCAUACAAUGCGUUGAAAAGGAUACAAAUAAGUGGGAAACAUGUGUUAAAAGAUCUAGAUAUGAGAAAGCCAUCAAAGAUUGUUACAAUGGUGAUCUCUCUAAAAAGCUCAUACUUGAGUAUGCAAAACAAACCAUGAGUUUGAAGCCAAAACAUGAAUACGUACCAUGGGUUACACUCAAUGGCAAACCACUCUAUGACAAUUACGAUAAUUUGGUCGAGCAAAUUUGCAAAGUAUACAAAGGAAAAGCUAUCCCAAAAAUAUGUAAUUCAUCUACCUUGUCUAAGAGGAAAGUGUCGAAGCUUCAAGUCUCCUAUGUCGAUGAAGCUAAAAAUUACUAAGUGUUGCUAAGAUGGAUCAGUAGCUUUAUGCUAUAAGUGGAAUGAUAAAUAAAAGACUUUUUUUAUUGGUCAUGCA
Capsella rubella is the source of this 809-nucleotide messenger RNA. Its product is annotated as gamma-interferon-inducible lysosomal thiol reductase. The coding region runs from base 44 to 733 and encodes 229 amino acids. Gene Ontology annotation, molecular function: oxidoreductase activity, acting on a sulfur group of donors, disulfide as acceptor. Lineage: Eukaryota; Viridiplantae; Streptophyta; Magnoliopsida; Brassicales; Brassicaceae. The transcript is spliced from 5 exons. The record is from RefSeq and is a predicted model, not a curated record.